Molecule: messenger RNA, 1275 nt
Organism: Aureobasidium vineae
Lineage: Eukaryota; Fungi; Ascomycota; Dothideomycetes; Dothideales; Saccotheciaceae
Source: the annotation of a GenBank genome assembly
GCGUCACCAACCAAGUUGUCGUUCAACUCAUCGCGCUCUCCUCGAGCAUCGCCCUUCCGCCGACCCGAUUCGGACGGACUCCUGCGCUCUCCUUCGACGGUCCGCGACCGCUCGGAAUCGCCUACCAAACCGCUGUCCCCUUCACUGUCGCCCGAGAAAUCCAAUCCGUUUGUACGGCGACCUUCGCAGUUGACGACCGGCGAUCGCCCAAGGAGUCCCUUCGCCCGUCCAACUAGUCGCCUCAGCAUCGCAGAGUCCUCAUCAAGGCCCACGUCUUCCGGCUCUCUAGCUCCUCCGAUAUCCUUCUCCCGCCAUGCUUCACAGGCUUCAGUAGACGAGGAAUCCUCGGCUCCUCCAUCACCCUCACCCGCCGCUCGUAUUGAAGAGUCGCGCAUGCCUGGAGAUGAUNGCAGUACCUUCAUCCCCUCGCAUCCCUUCAUCCCCAUCGCCGCUUGUUGUACCGAGCUCGCCCGCUGUUGCGCCGUCAUCGCCACUAGGUCCUCGUUCGCCUGUAUUAUCUCCGUCUGCGUCUCGGCCUAUGCGACCAACCGCCCAACGUACUGUCACCUCGUCUACUCAGGCUACUAUCCGAGCGCCAGUACCCACCUCUCGCGAUUCUACCACAAGUGCGGCCCCGAGACCGAGUGUCAUCACCCGCCCAAGUNNUAUACCUCCCGACCGAGUUUCACCGCCCCUUCCUCGGUCCCUGUUCAGAUGGCCACUGGCCAGUACUCUCACCUCCCACAAUCCCUGCUACGAAGCAUGCGCGAGUCGUUCGAAGUCUUGGAUGCCUCUAACACAGGUGCUAUCACCUCAGCUAGUGUGGCCGAUAUGUUGCAGCAGAUGGGUAUGGACUCUUCCCCCAGGGCUGUCGCUUCUUUCUUCCCGCCGGGGACUCCCUCCUCAAUCACUCUUGGUCGUUUCUUGGACUUGAUAUCAGCUCCACUGGCCGAGCUCAGCGAACCAUCGGAGCUCGCCGCCGCUUUUGCUGCUUUCGACGUUGAUGACAGUGGUCAAAUCGACAAGCAUGAGCUACGGGACGCUCUGCUCAACACCGCUCCAGAACCCGGCGUUGGAAAUGUGAGUUUGACGGAGCAUGAAAUCGAUGCUAUCAUGAGCCAGUUCUCGGCGAGGAGAGCAUUUGGUGCCAAAGGCGUCUUCGGCAAGGAGUUGGCUGGCGGUGACAGAAAGAGAGGUGAAGUCUUCAGAUACAGAGAUUUCAUCUCGAACAUCUCGGGCAGUGGAGGUGCCGAGGGUGCAGAAGUUGCUGCUUGA